AAUGGCAUCCGGUAGCCAUGUGGAUGUCAAUGAAAGGCGUCUUCGUCCGAUUUAUGAUUGUCUGGACAACGGAAAUAACAAGAAAGCCAUACAGGAGGCAGAAAAAGCUCUAAAGAAACACAAAUACUUCCAAUGUGCUAAAGUAUUGAAGGCCCUUGCCUUGUUGAGACUCGGUCGUCAUGAUGAGAGCACGGUGAUCCUAGACGAAAUCCAUUCUCAACACCCUACAGAUGAAGCUACACUACAGGCAAUGGCGAUAUGUUACAGAGAGCUGUACAGACUGGAAGCCAUCGCAGACCUGUAUGAGAAUGCCCGGAAGAAUUGUCCAGAAAACGAGGAUAUUCUAUCAGCUUUGUUUAUGGCUUACGUUCGCCUGGGUGAUUACAAAAAACAGCAGCAGACGGCCAUGUUGCUCCAUCGACUCCAGCCCAACAAGAACCCGUACUACUUCUGGGCUGUGAUGAGCAUCGUCAUGCAGAGCCAGACGAGCGAUAAUGAAAAGCUAGCAAAGGGAAUGUUCCUCCCACUGGCCGAGAGGAUGAUCAAGAAAUACAUCGACGAGAACAAGAUCAAUGCAGAGGCAGAAGUACAGCUGUACUUGAUUAUUCUUAAUCUUCUCGGGAAGUGGGAGGAAGCGUACGAAGUAGUAACAGGGCCUUUAGGGGAAAAACUAACGAGUGAAACCUUCUUCAAGGAAAAGAAAGCUGCAGAAAUGUUUUCCGAAUUAAGCAAAUGGCCUGAAGCAAAUGCAAAGUUCAAGUUUCUGUUGAAAGAAAAUCCAGAUCAUUGGCAGUAUUGGAAGGACUAUCUUUCUUCUUGUUUGAAAACUGUGCAAUCAAAAUGGACCCCACCACAGGAUGCUGAAGACUGUGAAACUGAUCACAGCAUUGAGAUGGCAUCUGCAUUCAUUAGUCAGACCAUUACGUCUUGUUCAGGAGAGAGGCCUUUGCGGGGCCCUUAUCUAGCACAGCUAGAACUGAUCAGGAUGCUUCGAGAAAACAAGGAACUUUCUAUUGAACCCACAGGAUCACCCAUGGAGCUUUUACAAGAAUACUUCAAGACAUUUGGAGACAAAAGCUGUUGUUAUGAUGACAUGAAACUGUUUACUGAUUUAAUUACAAAACAACAACAAGUGGAAAUGAUUGACUUAUUUACAAAAUCUCUAGAUCUUCAUAAUACUGAUGGCAGCAUUGUGUUCGCUUCGGACAUGAAAGUUAUGCAACGUCACUUGACCAUUCUGCAGUUGGCCAGGUAUCUUGGAAUCCUUGACACCAAGACCUCAGAAGAAAAACUUGCUUUGUCCAGAGAGUGUAUACAGAGGUAUCACCACGGCUUAGAGUUUGGCAAGGAUCUCCUUAUCACAGACAUUCAGUUUUCUGACAAUUUCUUGCUGAUGGCAGCUUACCUUUUAGUAGAAGUUUGGGAGGAAACAAAGGAUCAGCAUUACCUUAUAGAAGCCAUUGUCCAGCUCCAGAGAGGCUCCAAAAACUGUCCAGCCAACUUCCAGUUCAAGGUGCUUCUCAUUCACUUGUUCUCCCUACUGGGUGCUUACGGCCCCUGUCAGCAGCUGUACGAGAGUCUAGAGGUCAAACACAUCAUGAACGACACACUCGGGUAUCUCAUUUCCAAUCACAUGAUCAGGUUGGGACAUUUUGCCGCGGCUGGUGCAAACUUUGGAAGCAUGCUCAAAUUCUUUGCCGUAAACCACAAAGAAACAGCAGAGUAUUUGAUUGCAGCAUAUAAAUAUGGCUCGUUCAAUAAAAUCUUUGAGUUUGUGAGAUUCAGGGACAAAUUACAGAAUUCCUUACAAUAUGCUUGUGCUAAAGUAGAGAGCAUGCUUCUGGACCUGAUUCUGGAGACGUCCAGUCAUCAGAGCGCGGAACAGAUGGUGACCUACAUGGAGAUCGAUCCGUCGGAAGAAGGAGCACCUGCUGCGGAUUUUGAUAAACUCUGUGAUAAUCGAGAUCUGCGAAUCAUGGAAGCAUGGGAAAAAGAAUGCUACAACUCCAAAGCAGCCUCCGAUUUCUCCUUUAAGGAAGAAAAAGCGUGGCUGAGAAUUAGAAGUUUGACUUUGCGAAUUAUUGCCUGUGCCGUAAGCCUUGGUCAGCAAGUGGGAUCGAACACCAAAAACUUGAACAAUGGAGUAGAUCCAGAGAAAAAGGCCACAAAUGAAAUUCUAGAAUCACUUGGAAAACAACUUUGUGAACAUGUCAAAGAAUAUGAAAAGGAAUUCAGCAAAGUCUACAACUACUCUCUACAAGGCCCUAGUCCUACACGGAUAUCCAAAUAUCUCGCAGAUGGACAUUACCAAGUUGUGUGUUCAAUGAUUGAGUAUAUUUUACAUGUGUUCAAAUUGCAGUCAGAGGAUUUAGAGCACUCAGAAAAUGAAAAACAAGAAUCACCUUCCCAAAAAGUUCCAGAAAUUCUCACAGGCCUUUUAACCAAAUACAGAGGUACUCUGUUGACAGAAAUCGAUGGGAAGAAAUCCAUUAAUGCUGCUGUAGCCGAAAACCUCUCUCUGCUGGUGGAGACUCUGUCCCAUUCAGCCAUCUUAACGGGGGUCUGCCACAAAAUCUUAAAACCACUGAAGACCUCAUGGAACAAGAGAUGUCGGAAGAAGAAAGCCGAGACUCCCCCUCCACUUCCUGCUGUCUUCACCAAUUUUACGAAGCUUGUGGCUAGUUUUGACUCUUGUGCCAAGGACAUGCAUGUAGCCAUGCGUGACCUUGACCCUGUGCUAUUAUCGGUAGACUUGAGCAGUCUGAGUAUAGUCGAGUCAGAGGACAGUGAUUUUCCUGAGGCUGGCGAGGUUAGGAAGGAGGUGUUGAAGGGUAUUGAGACUAGUUACCAGACUUCAUCCCGAGAAGUGUGCGAAAUCAUCCAUAACAAAUUACAAUAUUUCAGUAGUCUAAGACUGUGACAUUACAUUUUAUAGAAUAUAUUACUAUGAAAGGGUUUUUAAAAGACCACACAAUCUGACUUACUCCAGAGCUUGGAACAUUAUCAAUACUGAUUUUGAUACCAUUGGGAUGUAUUUUUUGUUUUGAUUGAUCAAUAUACAAUGGUUUUAUACAGG
Molecule: messenger RNA, 3076 nt
Organism: Saccostrea cuccullata (small rock oyster)
Lineage: Eukaryota; Metazoa; Mollusca; Bivalvia; Ostreida; Ostreidae
Product: N-alpha-acetyltransferase 25, NatB auxiliary subunit-like
Exons: 2
Coding region: 2-2920 (972 amino acids)
Biological process (GO): N-terminal peptidyl-methionine acetylation
Cellular component (GO): cytoplasm; NatB complex
Molecular function (GO): protein binding
Source: RefSeq, a predicted model, not a curated record